GGCGACGGGCGCUGACUCGGGCCCGGGAAGUUUCCUGAGUUUCUGAGAAGGCCUGGUUUUUCCCAAAGGAGCGAUUUCCAUAGAAAUCCGAAGGUCUGACCAAGGAAACAAUAAGCCAGGAUAGCCAAUGAAUUGAGGACAAGGUUUCCAAUCAGUCCCUGCUAUGUGGAUAUUUGUUAGCAAUGACUGAUGUGGAGACUACAUAUGCAGAUUUUAUUGCUUCAGGAAGAACAGGUAGAAGAAAUGCAAUACAUGAUAUCCUGGUUUCUUCUGCAAGUGGUAACAGCAAUGAAUUAGCCUUGAAAUUAGCAGGUCUUGAUAUCAACAAAACAGAAGGUGAAGAAGAUGCACAAAGAAGCUCAGCAGAACAAAGCGGAGAGGGCCAGGGGGAAGCAGCAAAAUCCGAAAGCUAACACCCCGCUUUGCCCGUGAACCACCCCUGACGAUGUCUCCAAUCUCCAGGCCUGGCUGGAGAGCAUUUGUUUGGAUGAGUGCAAAGGGGGGGAAGGAAAUGGCUGUGCUGCAUUGCAGGGACCUGCUCUUGACCAUGUUCCACAUGGGAGCAGAGGCUGUCGCUGCAGACAGACUUUUUUCUACCUCUGUCAUUAGCAAUGGUUGAGAUCAUGUGGCUGGUGUUGGGACAUCAUGUUUGUAUGGAUCCUUUCACUUGACCGUAUGAUGAAAUGCUUGUAGAGAGUAGCACCGACACUAGAUGAUGAUUCUUCCUGUAGCAUCUGGCCCCUCACAAUGUCAGAGGAUUUAAUUGUGUCUAAUCGCAAAGGGUUGAUUGAACCACCAGAGUUUCAAGAUCUCUGGCCCAAGCAUUGACCCAGUAAAACUUCAUUCAGAAAGCACUGUUUUUAGAAUUAUAUAUCCAUGUAUUAUUGCUGUGUGAUUGACACUGUUUUGUAUCGUAUAAUAUAGAAAUGCUCAGCACUGCCCCCUUCUUUGAUUGCUUAUGGAAAACAAAAAUGAUGUAUGUUACUGUGAAUUUUUAUACCACUCAUUUUCAAAAAGGGCUGUCUUUUUUUCCCCAUCCCCCAUAGUGUGGUGGUGAACACAGGAGAGAGCACACAUUUUCCCCCUAACUUAAAAUUUCCCUUUGAUCACUAUCUGCUGGUGAAUUCAAUCUAAGAGAUUCAUCAAGAUUUAUUAUGUUAGCAUUGAACAAUAUCCAAUAAUGUGAAUAUUUUCUGAAUUCAGUCAGUUUGACCAAAAUUCAACCUGUCAGUUUUGUUUUACUCCCAAGAGUUUUUCUCUACUGAUAGUCUCCUUUAAUUAUGUGAAUUUGGGGGAAUUGGGAAGGUAGAGAAAGAGAAUACAAGAUAAUACUAAUAACUAGAAAUAUAUUGUGCUGUUAGAACCAAGUGUCUCACAAUGUUGUUCGCUAAUAUUUAAGUUGGGGGGACAUUUUACUUUUCUGAAGCUGAAGAAGAAUGAGAAAAGAUCUUCUUGCAAUCAUAUGGACACAAAUAGCAAAAGUAAAAUCCUUGUGCUAUGUUUCCCUGGGUUUUUUUUUCCCAGCCCUGUCAGAUCAAAAUGUUAUUAUGCACUUUUUAAUGUUUGUAAAUUUUUAGUAAUACUUUGUGUGAAUUGCAUUCUGAUAUAAUAAUAAUCAUAAGAGUUUAACAAAAUUUUCCAUAAUAUUGCUGGAAUAUGGCCUCUGCUGUGUUUCAACAUUAUGGUACUUAUUGUAUGGAAAUUUUCUGUGAGCUGUUUGAUCCUUCUGGUCAGUAUUAUGAAAUCAUUUUUCAGUGGUAAUAAAUAAGGAACCAGGAAUACAUCAAUGGUUCACGAGUGACUGGAUAAAUAUCAGACCACAGGAAGUCCAUUUACAAUCAAGAAGCUAUGUAGUUGACCUCGUAGAUUAAAUCUCUGCUGAAGCAGUCAGAUAAACUAUAUGGACAUGCCAACAACGGACCCCAUCUUGAUAGCUGUCCAGAGGAUGGAUGGCAAGUCUAGUCUGCCCACGUCUCCCUUCACAGUACCUUUUAACUGACGAGCUUAAGGAUAUGGUUCUCAUAGGAUCACCACUCAGACGUUGCUAGACCAAAACAAAAAUGGUGUGGGCCUUCGAGAGUCUAGAAUAAGAAAAGGGUAGGUCUGAGAGUACUUCCUUCUAUCCUUCUCUCUACGAGGCAAAAUGUCCCAAUAAAAUUCCCAAACUCUCCUCAUUAGUAGACUCACAAAUGUGAAAAUAGGCCCCUGAGCUUUAAAAAAAAAAAAAAAACCCAAGUACUUCUGAUCAUCUGUUUAAAACAUCCAACUCAUUUGUUUUCCAUUUCCUCAUUUACUAUCUUCAUAGAAGUCUUGUGAAUCUAGGUAAAGUUUCCCCGACUUAAAAUUGUGGAAAUCUAAAUGAAUCCCGUGUGACUUUAGGAUCAGUGCUGAGAAUACGUGGAGUUUUUUUAUUCCUAUGUGGUAUACGAUUAUCCAUGCAUGUGGUGUCAGACUUGUCAUUGAAUUUAUAAUAGUGCUAAAUGGCAAAGUCAUAUGGAGCUUUUGAUUCGGUUUGACCUGUACUGCGACUUUGUUACAUCCAAACCCAGAAGCCUCCCCACACUGGGAAAAGGAGAAGCCACUUUCCAGAAUGUCUAGAUCCUACAGAUUUUGCUUCUGCAGGUGUCUCCAGUUAUCUUCCACACAUUAUGGUCAUUUCCUUUGUUUGCAAAUAAUGAUACACACGAAACUGAAUUGUUAAGAGACAAGGAAAGGGUAGGAGACCGAGCGUGGAAUGCAUAAACUCUGUUGAUAAUUUUGUUGCAUAUGUUUUCCCAAUGAACCCUCAAACAGUUGUCUUAGAGAAGUACCACUCAACCCGUUCCAUGGAUUAGGAAGGUCAGUCCCGGUAUGGCAUAUUUUUCCAAACCUAAAAACUUCAUAAGAAGCUGCAAUUUCAUGCACCAUGAAGUUGAGCCCCCUGCAGAGAGCCUUUGUCCUGUUCAAUUUCAUCUAGCUGGGUAAGGAUCCAGAUGGAACUGAAUCAUAGAAAGUGCUGCCUUUUUUAAAAAUAAGAAAUCCAGUUAUACCUAGUUUUGUGUGUUAUAUUUCAAACAAUUUUGACGUGGGUAUACUGUAACUCUCACGUGGCUUAGGGUAUUUUAUGUAGUAUGCUACUCCUGUUGUUUAACUAAAAAUCUGUGAAUUCCAGUUUUUUUUACCCGUUUGCCAUAAGUCUAAACUUGUCAAGUUUAUCUUCCUCUAUUAAUUUACAUUUUACUUUACACAUCCUAUGGCAACAUGUCACUACUAUAAAUUUAUAAAGUUGUUUUUAAUGCAUUUGAGACCAUGUGUCUUGCAGUGUUUAGGCACUACCCCAGAUCUGCACACUGGAACUGCCCACAGCCGGGUCUUACUCGUAGUGGUAAGGCACCAUUGCAUGUGAACAACGAUUUUUCAUUUCUCUUUAGAGAAAAGCAAUAAAGGGGAAGAAAUGAAACCCGGAGGCAGUAAAGCUUCUGUAUGAAUCCUAUAGUAAUAAGGAGGAGAUGAUGCACUAGUAAUCAAUUGAGUGCAGGCAAAGAGCUGUGAUUUAUGAUGUCUACAUCCUGGGCCCUACAACUUGGUCAUUUUUAAAAGGGGCAAUCCCUGGCGUCGUUGGUGAGCUUGUAUGACUUUUGUAUUUAGCAAUGUUGCAUGCUCACAUUCUUGAUAUUAAAAAUAACACAUUUUCUGAAAUGUA
This is a messenger RNA of Echinops telfairi (small Madagascar hedgehog), 3682 nucleotides long. It is a transcript of the gene PKIA, whose product is annotated as cAMP-dependent protein kinase inhibitor alpha. Gene Ontology annotation, biological process: negative regulation of cAMP-dependent protein kinase activity. The record is from RefSeq and is a predicted model, not a curated record. Lineage: Eukaryota; Metazoa; Chordata; Mammalia; Afrosoricida; Tenrecidae. The transcript is spliced from 4 exons. The coding region runs from base 183 to 413 and encodes 76 amino acids. Gene Ontology annotation, molecular function: cAMP-dependent protein kinase inhibitor activity. Gene Ontology annotation, cellular component: nucleus; cytoplasm.